Molecule: messenger RNA, 1127 nt
Organism: Arvicanthis niloticus (Nile rat)
Lineage: Eukaryota; Metazoa; Chordata; Mammalia; Rodentia; Muridae
Source: RefSeq, a predicted model, not a curated record
CUCCACGCCGGACUCCAUGGAGGCGCAAGCACAAGGCUUGUUGGAGACGGAGCCACUGCAAGGAAGAGAUGGGGAUGCAAUAGGCACUGCUGACUUCUCUAGCAUGCUCUCUGAGGAGGAGAAGGAAGCGCUAAAGGCAGAAUUAGUUCAGCUAGAAGACGAAAUCACAACAUUACGACAAGUUUUGUCAGCCAAAGAAAGACAUCUGGUUGAGAUCAAACAGAAACUCGGCAUGAACCUGAUGAACGAGUUGAAGCAGAACUUCAGCAGAAGCUGGCACGACAUGCAGACCACGACUGCGUGAGUAUCUCUGGGUACAAAAAAAACGCACGAAACCCUGAGCCACGCCGGGCAGAAGGCAACAGCAGCUUUCAGUAAUGUGGGAACUGCCAUCAGCAAGAAGUUUGGAGAUAUGAGGUCUCACUCUAUUGGGUCCUCCAUCCGCCAUUCCAUAAGCAUGCCUGCCAUGAGGAAUUCUCCUACUUUCAAAUCAUUUGAGGAGAGGGUUGAGACAACUGUUACAAGCCUCAAGACGAAAGUAGGCGGGACAACCCACAGUGGUGGCAGUUUUGAGGAGGUCCUGAACUCCACAGCACAUGCCAGCUCCCAAAAUGCUUCAGCAGGCCCCCGGCAGACCAAGGACGAGGAACUACAGUGCUAGGUCCAGCCUGGGCUGCUGCCGGUCAAUCUGCCUGCGCAUCCCCUGAUAUGAAGAUCAAAAUCCCACUGGGAAUCCCAAGUGUUGAUAUUGUUAUUUAAAUGGGUUCUCCAAAAAGUUUAAUAAAAUUAUUUCCACUUGCAUUUGUGUUGAUGAUGGACCACUUAACCAUUACUCUGGAGUAUUUACAAAUGGCAUCUUUUAAAACAGACAACCUGGAGCAGGGUCAUAACUGGUCCUAAUUCUUAUCUGUGUAACUCAAAUGUAUAUUUCUCAAACACGCAGCCACUAAUUAUUAGCUUAGGUUUCGGCUUGGUCUCCAUACCAAUGUGCAUGUCUCAGAGUGCUGAGUGACAGUCUGUAGAUCAACAGGCAAUAUUUAUGACCGUCUCCAGCAGUGGGUCAAGUCACUACAAACAAAUUGCUUGUGAUCCCUCCUACAUCAAUUAUGUACAUUUAUUUAAGUCAU